UCCGCCGCCGCCCCCCCCAUCCAGGCCGGGAGCCGCCGCCGCCGCGGACUCGCCGCCAUCCGCCGCGCGGGCGUACAACGAAAGGCGGGGCGGCCCCGGGGCACGCUACUCGCCUCGAGCGGGAAGCCCGUGGCUCCUCCCGCCGGGGCCCGUCCGUGUUCGGGCAGCGCGGCGGCGGGGCAACCGGAUAAAAGUGAUCGGAGAGCGAUUGAAAUGUUACGCACUAGCUGCAGCUGCAAAGGUGCUUUGCAGUUAGAGCUGAUGUUAGGAUUGUACCGAUCGACAUAAACACACAGGGGCUCAGGACACGCUCAUGCCCUGGAACGCUAAUAGGUUUCACUGCCUCCGAGGGAGAGAGCACUGUCAAAGGGAGGAUAGAGCGGGCACGGCCACUUUACACGCACGGCUCGCUAACGACUGUUCUCUGACCGUCGUGGACAGCUUGACCGGGUGGGCCUGGCUACAAUAUAUGCGCGGCUUGUACCGGACACCUCUGCAUCUUGCUUGUACAAACGGCCACGCAGAUGUCGUGGAAUUUCUAGCUGGACACAAGUGCCAGCUAAACCCUAAGGACAAGUGGAAGAAAUCGCCACUUAUGAAGGCAGUACAGCAUGAGCACAGAGACUGUGCAGCUAUUUUGCUGAAACACGGUGCCAACCCUAACCUUGGAGGUCCAAGCGGCAACACCGCCCUUCACAUCGCUGUCCUCGUUCGUAGCAAACCCCUAGUGACGGUGUUACUUGAGCACCAGGCUGAUAUUGAAGCUAAGAAUGUGCUGGGAUACACUCCUUUUCUUCUUGCUGUCACCACACGCUGCGAAGAGAUGAUGGAGUUCCUUGUUCAAAGAGGAGCUGAUGUGCAUGUUCGAGAUAGCGCGCAGAGAAAUGCUCUUAUGCUUGCUAUGAUUGGAAAUGAUCCCAAUAUAGUACGUCGGCUUCUUCAGUACGGUGUUGAUCUUUCUGCAGAAGACCAUCUAGGACGCACGGCUGAAUUUUAUACCAUUUCAUAUCCAAAUGACGACAUUUCGAGGCAACUGGAGCAAUACAAAAAACAAAAGAGCAAAAAUUCUGCAACAGAAACCAACGCCCCGGCGGAGCAUGAUGACAAAGCCCUGGCAGAACAUGACACCUGUUCCACAGAGGAAAGUGCAGAGAAACCCAAAAAUAUACUUGCACAGAUCACACAAGAUAAGGACAUUCUCCUUCCUAAAAAAGAUAGAAUACCAGCAGAGGGAGCAGAGAAACAGAAAAGCUUGGAUUGUGCUCCUGAUACUCAGGUGGAGGAUGAACUUUCAAGUAAAACAUUAGAAAAAAAGAAGGGCUCAAGUGCACUGCACGCCCAUCCUCUGUUAUCACAGUGCAGCAAAGGUGUCUCGCAAGUGACAAAGGCAGAGCAGAUGGAAGAUGACUUCUCCCUCCCUGAAUCUCAGGUGGAGGAUGAAUGUUCAUUUAAAUCUUUAAACAAAAAGGGUUCCAUUGUUGUGCACAGCCAGCCUGUGUCAGCACAGUGCAGCAAAGGUGUCUCGCAAGUGACAAAGGCAGAGCAAAAGAAAGAUGACUUCUCCCUCUCUGAAUUUGAGGUGGAGGAUGAAUGUUCAUUUAAAUCUUUAAACAAAAAGGGUUCCAUUGUUGUGCACAGCCAGCCUGUGUCAGCACAGUGCAGCAAAGGUGUCUCGCAAGUGACAAAGGCAGAGCAAAAGGAAGAUGACUUCUCCCUCUCUCAAUUUGAGGUGGAGGAUGAAUGUUCAUUUAAAUCUUUAAACAAAAAGGGUUCCAUUGUUGUGCACAGCCAGCCUGUGUCAGCACAGUGCAGCAAAGGUGUCUCGCAAGUGACAAAGGCAGAGCAAAAGGAAGAUGACUUCUCCCUCUCUGAAUUUGAGGUGGAGGAUGAAUGUUCAUUUAAAUCUUUAAACAAAAAGGGUUCCAUUGUUGUGCACAGCCAGCCUGUGUCAGCACAGUGCAGCAAAGGUGUCUCGCAAGUGACAAAGGCAGAGCAAAAGAAAGAUGACUUCUCCCUCUCUGAAUUUGAGGUGGAGGAUGAAUGUUCAUUUAAAUCUUUAAACAAAAAGGGUUCCAUUGUUGUGCACAGCCAGCCUGUGUCAGCACAGUGCAGCAAAGGUGUCUCGCAAGUGACAAAGGCAGAGCAAAAGGAAGAUGACUUCUCCCUCUCUCAAUUUGAGGUGGAGGAUGAACAGUCAACUAAACCAAUACACAAAAAGAAGCGUUCCAUUGUUGUGCACAGCCAGCCUGUGUCAGCACAGUGCAGCAAAGGUGUCUCGCAAGUGACAAAGGCAGAGCAAAAGGAAGAUGACUUCUCCCUCUCUGAAUUUGAGGUGGAGGAUGAAUGUUCAUUUAAAUCUUUAAACAAAAAGGGUUCCAUUGUUGUGCACAGCCAGCCUGUGUCAGCACAGUGCAGCAAAGGUGUCUCGCAAGUGACAAAGGCAGAGCAAAAGAAAGAUGACUUCUCCCUCUCUGAAUUUGAGGUGGAGGAUGAACAGUCAACUAAACCAAUACACAAAAAGAAGCGUUCCAUUGUUGUGCACAGCCAGCCUGUGUCAGCACAGUGCAGCAAAGGUGUCUCGCAAGUGACAAAGGCAGAGCAAAAGGAAGAUGACUUCUCCUUCCCUGAAUCUCAGGUGGAGGAUGAACAGUCAACUAAACCAAUACACAAAAAGAAGCGUUCCAUUGUUGUGCACAGCCAGCCUGUGUCAGCACAGUGCAGCAAAGGUGUCUCGCAAGUGAGAAAGGCAGAGCAGAAGAAAGAUGACUUCUCCCUCCCUGAAUCUCAGGUGGAGGAUGAAUGUUCAUUUAAAUCUUUAAACAAAAAGGGUUCCAUUGUUGUGCACAGCCAGCCUGUGUCAGCACAGUGCAGCAAAGGUGUCUCGCAAGUGACAAAGGCAGAGCAAAAGGAAGAUGACUUCUCCUUCCCUGAAUCUCAGGUGGAGGAUGAACAGUCAACUAAACCAAUACACAAAAAGAAGCGUUCCAUUGUUGUGCACAGCCAGUUUGUGUCAGCACAGUGCAGCAAAGAUGUCUCGCCAGUGACAAAGGCAGAACAGAAGAAAGAUGAUUUCUCCUUCCCUGAAUCUCAGGUGGAGGAUGAACAGUCAACUAAACCAAUACACAAAAAGAAGCGUUCCAUUGUUGUGCACAGCCAGCCUGUGUCAGCACAGUGCAGCAAAGGUGUCUCGCAAGUGAGAAAGGCAGAGCAGAAGAAAGAUGACUUCUCCCUCCCUGAAUCUCAGGUGGAGGAUGAAUGUUCAUUUAAAUCUUUAAACAAAAAGGGUUCCAUUGUUGUGCACAGCCAGCCUGUGUCAGCACAGUGCAGCAAAGGUGUCUCGCAAGUGACAAAGGCAGAGCAAAAGGAAGAUGACUUCUCCCUCUCUCAAUUUGAGGUGGAGGAUGAACAGUCAACUAAACCAAUACACAAAAAGAAGCGUUCCAUUGUUGUGCACAGCCAGCCUGUGUCAGCACAGUGCAGCAAAGAUGUCUCGCCAGUGACAAAGGCAGAACAGAAGAAAGAUGAUUUCUCCUUCCCUGAAUCUCAGGUGGAGGAUGAACAGUCAACUAAACCAAUACACAAAAAGAAGCGUUCCAUUGUUGUGCACAGCCAGCCUGUGUCAGCACAGUGCAGCAAAGGUGUCUCGCAAGUGAGAAAGGCAGAGCAGAAGAAAGAUGACUUCUCCCUCCCUGAAUCUCAGGUUGAGUUUGAAGCUUUAGUUAAGCCAUUACACAAUAAGAAGUGUUCUUGUGCCUCACAUGCCAAGCCUCUGUCAGCACAGUGCAACAAAGGUGUCUCGCAAGUGAGAAAGGCAGAGCAGAAGAAAGAUGACUUCUCCCUCCCUGAAUCUCAGGUUGAGUUUGAAGCUUUAGUUAAGCCAUUACACAAUAAGAAGUGUUCUUGUGCCUCACAUGCCAAGCCUCUGUCAGCACAGUGCAACAAAGGUGUCUCAGCAGCGGAAGUGGCAGAUUGGAAGAAAGAUCUCUUCUCCUUACCUCAUUCUCAGAGACAGGCCAUGCAGCUGAAGCAACCGCUUGACAAUGCUCUGAAGAGGGCAGCCCUGGCAGAAGCUUCACUUAAAUUUGAGAAGCAGCAUAUCAAACAACUGCAGAAAUUGAAGGUGGAUCUGAAGAGGUCUAAAGCUCAGGUGCAGGAAUUGAAGAAACAGCAUGUCUGCACUAACCGUUAUGUCAAGUCCCUGAAGAACACCUUAAGGGAUAAGGAGAGGGAACUAACAAGUUUACAGACUCUGGACGCCCUUCUGGCCACAUCCACAGAUACCCAAGUGUUGAAAGAUCACGUCCAUCGACUCCAACUGGAAACGGCCAAGCUGGAAGCCACAGUUCAGUACCAAGCCAAGACCACUGAAAUCCUUGAGAAUAACCUGCAAAUCUUUUGCUCAAUUUCUUGUAGCCUGGACGACUGCAGAGCCAGCUUUCAGAUAACACAGACUGCAAAGGAGCACCAAAACUGGCAGCAAAAAAGCGAGAAAAUCAAGACGCUGUCCGAUAAGGCAUGCCAAACAGAAGAGCUUCUGGACGCAGUGGAGGAAGGAAAGAUCAAGCCGGAGGAAGAACAUUCCAGGUUGGUGAUGCUUACACAGAAGUCUCCGCCAAAGACGGUGCUAUAUGCAUGGGAAGAGCCCCGACAAAAUUUCCAGGGGAAGACGAAGAACAGCUGUUCUGAGGAAGCCAACAAAGCUGACAAAUUGGAAAGGAUGGUGACAAAUGCAGCAUUGAUGGCUCCCCAGUGUACACAUUCCCACACAGACGCAGUUGAAAAAGGGCAUGCUGUGGACAAGCUAAAAUCAAUACCUCGGUUAAAAGUUUUCAGAAUGGAUGAAGUCUGGAAACCAUGACCUUCUGAACCAAAGCUGAAAUCUAGUCGAACCUCCAACCAACUACUAUACCAAAGCAGUAGCCAAUUCUUAGUGAAAUAUGCUUGACAUUAGACAAAGAUGUAGCUUAAAUAAAAUACCUUAGAUGGAAUAUGAUCAUUAGUAAGGAUAAAGUUUUCAAUCUUAGUGAAGGAUGUAGCUAAAGACGUCUAUGAGAACGUAGUUAUCACUUUGAUGUGUCUGUUUCUGUGUGUAGCGGGGCUGGUGUUCAAAGCUGUGAAACCACGUGUCCAGUCUUGCUUGGAAGUACGUGAAGAAAAAACAAGUAGAUAAAGGACCCCGCUCCUCCGUGGGGUCCCUCACACACUGGGCAGCCCUGCACAGGCCACUCUGACAUGCAUUCAUCCCAAGGGCUGCAGCUCCUCUCUGCCUCUCGUGUGGGGCUGCUCGGCGGCCCGCAGGCUCUCCAGCACGGCCUGCGCCACGGCCGCCUCCUCACACAGUCUCUCGCCAGUCCGGGCGCACUCACCUGGAGCUGCUGGUGGCUCUCAGUCCUGCCGUGGCCCUGCAUGGGUCGCAUGGGCACAGCCUGCGUUCUCACCACGGCUUGCAGAGAGGUCUCUGGUCUGGUGCUCCUCCAUCCUUCGUCCUUCUCUGACUGUGGGGUCCACGUGGUCGCCUCCAUCUUGUACCACUCCUUCACCUCCUCCCCAGCACUUCAAAUUCCUGUCCUUAAAUAGUGCUGGCAGGGAUGUCAGAUUGGCCCUGCCAGGCUGGAGGUGAUUCUGAAGCCAUGGGCUGGGAAGAAGUAAGAGAACUCUUUUGCAGCCCCCUCCCCCUGGUACCAAGCAAAAGGAGCUCCUCCCUAAACCAUGACAUUCCACCCCUCUCCUCUGCAAAUCACUUAUUCAAGAAAACAUCAAGGAAAUCUGAACCAUCUUCACAAACUGUCACACCUUAGCUACGAGUGGACGCACUGCGUAGGACCUCCCAGUUGCCGGGAGAGGCUCUCCAAAUCCUCCCUGCAACCGGGGCUCCCCAGCCACUGUGGCUCUGGAUGACAGCGAAGUAUUGGGCCAAUGGAUUAGGUAUCUUUCCUAAUCACUAUCACUAGUCUCAUGCGGUAAUGAUUAGGUGCAGUGCUUUGCUUAUGCUCUUUGUUGCUUAGAAAUAGAGUGCCGUAGGCUUAUUGUUGUAUGGGAACGCUUUAUCUUGCUUUCUGUAACAUUUUUAAACUAGACAAG
Messenger RNA from Colius striatus (speckled mousebird), 6081 nucleotides. Its product is annotated as ankyrin repeat domain-containing protein 18A-like. The transcript is spliced from 51 exons. The coding region runs from base 314 to 4858 and encodes 1514 amino acids. The record is from RefSeq and is a predicted model, not a curated record. Gene Ontology annotation, molecular function: protein binding. NCBI's taxonomy places the organism in Eukaryota, Metazoa, Chordata, Aves, Coliiformes, Coliidae.